AUGUUUCCAAGAGGGGUUUUCGGGUGGACAUGGCUCCUUUCAGUUGCGACUACCGCUGGUGCCCGUCCAACUAUGGCUUCAUCAACAACUCAAUUCCGGACAUUUACUGUCGUCAGGAAAGACUUUCUGAAUGCCGUCCCAGUAAUACACGCGGGCCUGAAAUUUAAAGAACCAAAUGAGCAAGACAAGAUCCAGAAACCCUAUGAAAUUCGAUGCAUUCCACCCGAGGGCAUGCCCCGGGCGAACUUCAAUGCCUCCAUUGUGCCGAAUGUCCCCAUCUAUGACAUGAGACCCCUGGUCCCCUCACUCUCCUUGGACAGGGAAGGCUUCCAGGUGACUAGACUUCAAUCGAAACUGAGGUAUGAGGAAUUUUUCGACGAAGAGAAACUCAAGACUGUCUAUGCUGAGGAGAUUCGUUAUUACCUGCUUCACACACUGGGCGCGAGUGUUGUGUUUUUCCACGAGUGCGUGAUUCGGAAAAGUGACGAAACUUCCAGCGAAGACGGCUCUAAUCUAAGGAACGGAUAUGGGCAACCAGCUACCCAGGUGCAUGGAGACUAUACACUUUAUGAGGUCACCAAACUCAUGGGCCAAGUCGGUGGUGAAAAGAUUGCAGAUCUUAUAAAGACACGCCGAUACCAGGCCUUGAACGUCUGGAAGCCCCUCCGAGGACCUGUGAAGAAUUGGCCACUGGCACUUUGCGAUGCUCAGACCGUCGAUGAGUCGGAUAUGAUUGCUUUCGAUGAAGUUUACGCGGACGAUGUCCUCGAGAGCUACCAAGUCCAUUACAACCCAAACCAGCGGUGGUACUACCUAAGUGGCCAGUCAACCGAUGAGGUGCUUGUGUUUAAAUCCGCGGAUUCAAAAGUCCAUGGGACUGUGCUUCACGGGGCAUUCCGCCAUCCCAUGUAUCCGCAUGACGAAGCUGGUAGAGAGAGCAUUGAGCUUAGAGCCUUGGUGAUAUAUUGA
Molecule: messenger RNA, 969 nt
Organism: Aspergillus ochraceoroseus IBT 24754
Lineage: Eukaryota; Fungi; Ascomycota; Eurotiomycetes; Eurotiales; Aspergillaceae
Exons: 6
Coding region: 1-969 (322 amino acids)
Molecular function (GO): oxidoreductase activity
Source: RefSeq, a predicted model, not a curated record